Messenger RNA from Acaulospora colombiana, 226 nucleotides. NCBI's taxonomy places the organism in Eukaryota, Fungi, Glomeromycota, Glomeromycetes, Diversisporales, Acaulosporaceae. The record is from the annotation of a GenBank genome assembly.
GUAUUACACCGAAACUCACAUAAAUGCAGAGGAAAAAGUUUUACUGGAGGCCGAGAUUGCGCGAAAAUGUUUGAAACGUGGGGAUAAUCAGUGUGAACUGGAUAUUAUGUAUAAUAUUGAAAAGGUGCACGUUAUUCUUGAGGAGAUGGUAUUGAAUGGUCGCAUAGUAGAGACCAACAAAAACAAUGUUCUUGCUCCAAUUAUAGAAAUGAAUAAGGCUAAAUAA